Acipenser ruthenus (sterlet) is the source of this 4882-nucleotide messenger RNA. RefSeq names its product acetyl-coenzyme A synthetase, cytoplasmic-like. Gene Ontology annotation, molecular function: acetyl-CoA synthetase activity. The transcript has 19 exons. Gene Ontology annotation, cellular component: cytoplasm. The record is from RefSeq and is a predicted model, not a curated record. Lineage: Eukaryota; Metazoa; Chordata; Actinopteri; Acipenseriformes; Acipenseridae. The coding region runs from base 638 to 2737 and encodes 699 amino acids. Gene Ontology annotation, biological process: acetyl-CoA biosynthetic process.
UGUUCUGUGCUUCUGAGUUGAGACAGCGAGGGGUGGGGAAUGGCACGGCUAAAUUAAGAGACAACACUGCUGUUUAAAAAAACAGUUUCAGUCACAGACCUGCGUUCAGUACUGGGUUAGCUACUGCUUUGGCUCGUGUGCAAACUGUCUAGAUCUAUUAGUAUUUUUUUUUUAAAUGUGCCAUAUUUAAAUAUUGCUUUAAAAAUAGCAAAAUCGCAAAGAAAAAGCACACACAUGUGGCCGUAACGUAAAUCAGCCUUGUCAAGGGCAUUUUGACAAGCGUGCACUUACUAGUUUUUUGUUGUAGAAUAUAUUAUUGUCGUAUUUAAAUUGCAUAUACAUUAUUUUCAGUGUAUGUCUUUGGGUUUGCUCCCUGUAACCUUAGCGUAAGGUUUGCAUUGUCUAUUUUUUUAUUCUUUUUAAUUCUCGCCUGUUUUUUUUUUUUUAAUACAAACAAGGAAGUGUUGUUUGGUGGGUUUUCUGUAUGAACUUGGGCGCGUUUCUUUGUUAGAAUUUUUUUUUAUAACAACUACAUAUUUUAUUAAAAGAGCCGCUGAAUAUCUUCAACUCCGUUGCAAAACAUCCUUGUACGUUUUCUUCUUUUUAAAACAGAAAAGUAAAAAAUUAAAAGCCAACAAUGAUUCCAAACUGCCUCCCCCAAGGAGACGUGUACCAUGCAUCAGAAGAACUGAUCAAAGAAGCUCAUGUGCCCAGCUUUCAAAAAUACAAAGAACUUUACUUUAAAUCAGUUGACAAUCCUGAAGAGUUCUGGGGUGACAUUGCCAAAGAAUUCUACUGGAAAAGCAAGCACAGAGGUCAGUUCCUGGAUUAUAACUUCGAUGUGACGAAAGGAAAAAUCUACAUCAAAUGCAUGGAAGGAGCCACGACCAACAUCUGCUACAAUGUCCUGGAUAGGAACGUCAAGGAGAGAAAGCUUGGGGAUAAGAUAGCGUUCUUGUGGGAAGGAAAUGAACCGGGAGAUGAGAUGAAAAUCACCUACCGAGAACUGCUGCUGCAGGUGUGCAGAUUCGCAAAUGUGUUGAGAUCGCAAGGGGUGAAGAAGGGUGACCGAGUCUCAAUCUACAUGCCCAUGAUUGUGGAACUGGUGGUUGCCAUGUUAGCCUGUGCCCGAAUCGGAGCAGUGCACUCCAUUGUGUUUGCAGGAUUUUCUGCAGAAUCUCUAUGUGAACGAAUCUUGGAUUCAAACUGUGCCCUGCUCAUCACUGCUGAUGGGUUUUACAGAGGCGAUAAACUAAUUAACUUGAAGCUGAUAGCUGAUGAAGCACUCCAGAAAUGUAAAGAAAAAAAUCUCCCAGUGAAGAAGUGCAUUGUGGUAAAGCACCUUUGUAAAGAGGAGGUCAGCUGGGACGGGUCAUCAUGCUGCUCACAGUCCCCUCCGACCAAGAGAGUCUGUCACAGCGUGCAGGAGAAACUGAGUGAGAAAGUAAAGAAAGUCUGCCCCAAACCCCAGGUUCCCUGGAACCCGGACGUUGACCUGUGUUGGCACAAGCUGAUGAAAGACGCUUCUGAAGAGUGCGAUCCUGAAUGGUGCGAUUCAGAGGACCCCCUCUUUGUACUGUACACCAGCGGCUCGACUGGUAAGCCGAAGGGUGUACUGCACACAGUGGGAGGAUACCUCCUGUACACCGCGGCCACGUUUAAGUAUGUGUUUGACUAUCAGCCUGAUGAUGUAUACUGGUGCACCGCUGAUAUCGGGUGGAUCACAGGGCACUCCUACAUCACGUACGGACCCCUCGCCAAUGGGGCUACCAGCGUGCUGUUCGAAGGCCUCCCCACCUAUCCAGAUGUGAGUCGACUCUGGGAGAUUGUAGACAAGUACAAAGUCACUAAGUUCUACACCGCCCCCACUGCCAUCCGGUUACUCAUGAAGUCUGGAAAUGAGCCUGUCCAAAAAUACAGUCGCAAGUCGCUGAAGAUCCUGGGGACGGUCGGGGAGCCCAUUAAUCCUGAGGCCUGGCUGUGGUACUACAACAUUGUGGGGGAUAAAAGGUGCCCUGUCGUGGACACUUUCUGGCAGACCGAGACUGGAGGCCAUGUGAUGACUCCUCUUCCUGCUGCCACGCCCAUGAAACCAGGGUCAGCGACAUUCCCUUUCUUUGGAGUGGUUCCUGCCAUCCUCAAUGAAUCUGGGGAGGAGCUGGAAGGAGAAGCUGAAGGAUAUCUGGUGUUCAAGCAGCCAUGGCCCGGAGUGAUGAGGACAGUCUAUGGUAACCACCAGCGGUUUGAGACCACCUACUUCAAGAAAUUCCCAGGGUACUAUGUUACAGGAGAUGGCUGUAGGAGGGAUAAGGAUGGAUACUACUGGAUUACUGGCAGGAUAGACGACAUGCUGAAUGUUUCUGGUCACUUGCUGAGCACUGCGGAGGUGGAGUCUGCGCUGGUUGAGCACUCAGCGGUGGCAGAGGCGGCCGUCGUCAGCCACCCACACGACGUCAAGGGGGAGUGUCUUUACUGCUUCGUGACGCUGAAAGAUGGGCAAGAGUUCACCAAAGCACUGGAGGCCGGGCUCAGAAAACAAGUCCGAGAAAAGAUUGGACCCAUUGCGACCCCCGACUAUAUACAAAACGCACCUGGAUUACCCAAAACACGGUCUGGCAAGAUCAUGAGGAGAGUAUUGCGAAAGAUUGCCCGGAAUGACAAGGACCUGGGCGACAUCUCCACACUCGCUGAUCCUACAGUUAUAGAACAGCUCUUCAACAGCCGCUGUGUGCUGUAAUCACAGCAUUUACUGUCGAUUUGUAAAGCUACGGUAAUCGCAGCCUUACUGCUGUUUGUAAAGCUACAUUAAGAAGGGAAGGGUUGCACAAAAUGUGAAGAUUUUAAAUUUUUAAAAACUAAUUUUUCUGCUCAUGUUAGACUACAAAGAGGCCUGGAGAAUUCAUUUCUGUGUUUUAUUUUUUUUCUUUGUUAAGCAGUUUGUAAAGAUCCUACAAAGACGGGAUCGGUGCGUAAUUAAAACGUCUUUAUAUUACCAUUUCAACACUAAAAAGCUAUAGGAAUGAAAUGCAUUGUGUCUUGUACUGCAAGUUAUAAAAAUGUUUGGAUAUAUAAUGAUUCCUAAGACUGUAUUACCAGUCUGCUGCAUCUUCCUUAGACCUCUUUACUGGUCUGUCGUAUUGAAACAGUUCACUUGCCAAAAAUAGAUGUUCCCCUACUGCCUUUUCCACCUUGAUCCUGGUGAUCGUAUCCAUGGUUUCUCUGGGUGUGAACUGAAAGGGAUUACUGGAUGAACAUGUUUUUCUAGGAGGCUGUGUGGUCCAGUGGUUAAAGAAAAGGGCUUGUAACCAGGAGGUCCCUGGUUCAAAUCCCUGGUUCAAAUCCCUUGGUCACCCUUGUUUUACUUACAAUGAGUAUCUUGUAUCAUACCUAUCGAUUGUGACAGUGAAUGUUUUGAUUUUAUUUUAGCGAUUCAAACGCACUUAUGGUUAUGGAAAAGGAGGCUUUGUAAAUUGUGAAUUUAUAAACCUGAUCGUAUCAAAGUGUAAAAUGUGCACCCUUUCUUUCUUUCUUUCUUUCUUUCUUUCUGUCCAUCUUCUGAUGCAGGGAGAAAAGAAAGUGCAUUACAUUAGAAGCUUGCAGUGUCAUCUGGUUGAAUAGAAACAUUAAUUAUACCAUGUAUUAACAGCAGGGGGCAGCAGAAACGCAGUUUCAACAGCGACAAUGCGAGUAAAACAAUUGAACCAGUCAGGAGUCAGAGGUUGAAUUCCCAGGUUUUUUUCUUUCAACCCUACCUUACAACAACAGACAAACUAACGUGUAACUGGAUCUGUGUGAUUGGAAACGACUGGACUGGAGCAGUGCUAGGAAUCUGCCCUUGGAGCAGCACACACCAGUCAUUGGAAUUGAACACUCCACAGCAAGCAGGUGCUGGUCAGUGGUGUUGAUUGAGGCGAUUCACCAUUCCAAUUGAAGAGUAAUCAGAUCGCGCCGCUCGACUUCACAAACUGGAUUGAACUCCGGCACUAUCGGACUUUGUGCUUUUAUAUUUUCCCCAGUCUGUCUCAAAAGUAAGGACCGGUUUAUUCUAUGUAAGAGUACUGGAUUAUGGGUUAAAUAGGAUAGAAGGCAAAUUUGUAUUUGUGUCUUGGAUGUAUCUAAAAUUUACCACAAACAUGUACAUUUCAACCUACUGUAGUAAAGUAAUGUUCUGAACAGCGUGCAACUUUUUGAAUGUGUGAAAACAGAUAUUUUGGUUUGUAGGUUGUGGUUUUUAACAACAGGUAUAUUUGUGGAAUGUUUGUGUGUGUGCGGGUAUUUAAGAAAUCAGUUUUAAUUAAUACAUUGUGUAAUACAUUUUUGGUCUGUCAGUACUAUGUGGCUAUGUGUUAAACAAUGAUAAAUGUAAUUUCUGUAAUCGUUCUGUUUGAUCACGCACAGUCCCCUCAUACAGUAUGAGAAUCCAAUGUAAAAAUGCAAGCUUCAUAAUAAGGAUGGCAACUUUUUAUUCCUCUAUCAGUUCAAGCAAGUAGUAGAAGCUCACGUUCCUGUAGUUGAGUCAAAGCAACAACCUCGUAUCAAUCCUAAAUUCAAGAAUUUAAGCAAAGAGGCUUCUUUUUAUGAAUAGUUGAGCUACUGUGGCUUUUGAUGUAAAAAACAAGAUGUGUGCUAGUGGUAUAUAGUUAUUACCAGGGCAUAAAUAAUGGUUUGAGCUGACUUCAUGCGUAAUAAUUAAUCGCAAAUGUGGUUUUGUUUUUAGCUUUUCUGUUAAUGCUAUGUGUGAUAAACCAGUUUUUCCCCAUUGUGUACCACUGUAUUAAAAAAUACAAGCAAUGUAAAAGAGAAAUUGUGCCUGAGGAUAUGGAAAAUCAAACGUUUGUAUUCUUGAUUUUUGUAAAUUUAAAAUAAAUGUUAAUGAAAUGUA